This is a messenger RNA of Plectropomus leopardus (leopard coralgrouper), 1142 nucleotides long. RefSeq names its product ubiquitin-conjugating enzyme E2Kb (UBC1 homolog, yeast) (gene ube2kb). The record is from RefSeq and is a predicted model, not a curated record. Gene Ontology annotation, molecular function: protein binding. Lineage: Eukaryota; Metazoa; Chordata; Actinopteri; Perciformes; Serranidae.
GAGCAUGUUCUGGACCGACUGACGCUGGGAGCAGGCUGGAGACUGUACGGUGAGCUGCCUCUGGACUGAAAAGAAGCGGUGGACGGUGAAAGUGAAAGGAGAGCGCCGUAACUGUGGAAAGCACCGGAGCAGGCAGUGUUUCCCCAUACAGACAGACAACAUAGGGAGAGAGAGAGGAGAGAGAGAGAGAGGGGCCCCGGGUCUUGCUUCGAGGCAGCAGCGGUACAGAAGACCACACAGCCAUGGCUAACAUCGCGGUCCAAAGGAUCAAGCGGGAGUUCAAAGAAGUUCUCAAAAGCGAAGAGACAAGUAAAAACCAGAUAAAAGUAGAAUUGGUGGAUGAGAACUUCACAGAGCUGAGAGGGGAGAUAGCAGGUCCCCCAGACACACCAUAUGAAGGGGGCAGAUAUCAACUUGAAAUAAAAAUCCCAGAAACCUAUCCUUUUAACCCGCCAAAGGUGCGUUUCAUCACAAAGAUCUGGCACCCUAAUAUCAGUUCUGUGACAGGAGCAAUAUGUCUGGACAUUUUAAAAGACCAGUGGGCAGCUGCUAUGACCCUGCGGACGGUGCUGUUGUCUCUACAGGCUCUGCUCGCUGCCGCAGAACCAGAUGAUCCACAGGAUGCAGUAGUAGCAAACCAGUAUAAGCAGAACCCAGAGAUGUUCAAACAGACUGCGAGGCUGUGGUCUCACGUCUACGCAGGCGCUCCCGUCUCCUGUCCCGACUACACACGCAAAAUAGACAAACUCUGUGCCAUGGGCUUUGAUAAGAAUGCAGUAAUAGCGGCCUUGUCUUCAAAAUCCUGGGACGUGGAAGCGGCGACAGAGCUGCUGCUCAGCAACUGAAGCGCAGCCAGGUGUGAGGAUCCCAAACUCCUUCAUCACAGCAUCAGCUCCUCCCCCCGCCAUCCAUUCCACCAUCGCCUUUUGUUACAGACUCCACCCCAUCACCGCAGCAGUCUGAGCCUUCUUUUACAACGAGUUUGCUACAAACACACCGGUAGCACCACAAUGGCCAAUAUGCACACUACCCUGUUGCCUCUCUGACUCAAUCUGUCCAUUAAGCUGUCUUUUUCCUCCACUAACUCCAAAUGUGUAUCCCUGUAAUAAGCCACCGAUUUCAUGCAUCUUGUCUUCCACGCC